AUGAAUGUGUCAGCACAGGAACACAUCUUGAAGCUGAAGAUGCCAUUCCAGAUUGAUACAUUUCGUAUUUACGUGUUCGUUACGAUCCUCAAAUAUUUUCAUAUAGCGACGUGCGGCUGUGGAAUUUCCACAAUAAAUUCGCUCAUCAUCAUUUUGAUACUACACAUCGGUGAUCAAAUUGAUAUCCUUUGCGAUUGGUUACUGAAAGCUUUUUCCAAAAAUACGAUGAAUACUGUCGACGGGACAACGAUGAAAACAUUGAUAACAAAGCAUCAACAAAUAAUCAUGUUUUCGGAGAACAUUGAAAAUCUUUAUUAUACGUACAUCGCGCUAAUGCUGUUUGUGUCGGACAUUAUCAUUAUAUGCUGUCUAGGAUUCAUUAUUAUCAUCUCAAUCGGUACACCUGGCGGAACACCAAUUUUGAUGAGGUCAGUACUUUAUUACAUUGUGAUGAACUUCGAGGCAUUUAUAUAUUGUUUCGCCGGUGAAUAUUUGAACGUCAAAAGCAAAAUGAUUAGCGAUGCGGUUUACAAUUCUCUUUGGUACGAUAUCACAAUCGAAAAAAAACGAAUGAUAUUGUUCAUGAUCUUAAGAUCGCAAAAAUGA
Molecule: messenger RNA, 606 nt
Organism: Mycetomoellerius zeteki
Lineage: Eukaryota; Metazoa; Arthropoda; Insecta; Hymenoptera; Formicidae
Product: odorant receptor 22c-like
Exons: 4
Coding region: 1-606 (201 amino acids)
Biological process (GO): detection of chemical stimulus involved in sensory perception of smell; sensory perception of smell
Cellular component (GO): plasma membrane
Molecular function (GO): odorant binding; olfactory receptor activity
Source: RefSeq, a predicted model, not a curated record